Messenger RNA from Populus euphratica (Euphrates poplar), 1356 nucleotides. Its product is annotated as Papain family cysteine protease. Bases 34 to 1140 code for a protein of 368 amino acids. Gene Ontology annotation, molecular function: cysteine-type peptidase activity. The record is from RefSeq and is a predicted model, not a curated record. Gene Ontology annotation, biological process: proteolysis. The transcript has 4 exons. Lineage: Eukaryota; Viridiplantae; Streptophyta; Magnoliopsida; Malpighiales; Salicaceae.
AAGCAUCUUCAUUACUUGAUUUUCAAUCCAGCAAUGUCUCUCAACCUCUCUCUCUUUCUCAUCCUCUCUCUAUUCUUUAUCUCCGCUAUUUCUGCGGAGACAUUCAACGGUGAUGAUUCCCUGAUCAGACAAGUAGUGGAAGGUCAGGAUGAAUCAUCAUCAAACCUGUUGACCGGAGAGCAGCAUCACUUCUCGCUAUUCAAGAGAAAAUUCAAGAAAUCAUACCUUUCACAACAAGAGCAUGAUUACCGGUUUUCGGUAUUCAAGUCUAAUCUGAGACGCGCGGCGCGUCAUCAGAAAUUGGACCCAACAGCGAGUCAUGGUGUGACUCAGUUCUCCGAUUUGACUGCGGCUGAGUUUAGAAAGCAGGUUUUAGGCUUAAGGAAGUUAAGGUUGCCUAAGGAUGCGAAUAAAGCUCCGAUUUUGCCUACUAAUGAUUUGCCUGAGGAUUUUGAUUGGAGAGAGAAAGGAGCUGUUGGCCCUGUUAAAAAUCAGGGUUCAUGUGGGUCAUGCUGGAGUUUUAGCACUACAGGAGCUUUGGAAGGUGCACAUUUCCUUGCUACUGGAGAGCUUGUUAGCCUUAGCGAGCAGCAGCUUGUGGAUUGCGAUCAUGAGUGCGAUCCAGAGGAACCAGGUUCAUGUGACUCUGGGUGCAAUGGUGGGCUGAUGAAUAGUGCCUUUGAGUAUACUCUCAAAGCUGGUGGUCUUAUGCGUGAGGAAGACUAUCCUUACACUGGUAUGGAUCGCGGUGCUUGCAAAUUUGACAAGAACAAGGUUGCUGCUGGAGUGGCCAACUUUAGCGUGGUGUCCCUAGAUGAAGAUCAAAUUGCUGCAAAUCUUGUGAAAAACGGUCCCCUUGCAGUGGCCAUCAAUGCUGUGUUCAUGCAAACAUACAUUGGAGGAGUUUCAUGCCCUUAUAUUUGCUCUAGGAGGUUGGAUCAUGGAGUGUUGCUGGUGGGAUAUGGCUCAGCUGGCUAUGCUCCCGUCAGGAUGAAGGAGAAGCCAUACUGGAUUAUCAAGAACUCGUGGGGAGAAAGCUGGGGCGAGAAUGGAUUCUACAAAAUCUGCAGGGGUCGCAAUAUUUGCGGAGUCGACUCCAUGGUCUCAACUGUUGCUGCCGUGCAGACCAACUCCCUCUAGGGAUAUCCUAACCAUGCUCUGCUAAAUUGUUGCUUUGUAAAUAAGGAUUUAACACUACAAGUUAUAUAUGCCCCACUUGAACUAUCUGGUUGUCAUAUUCAACAUCCAAAGCAUGGGAAUGGAGUUUCUUUGGAAUUUCCCAUGUCUUCGGUUUGCAAGAACAGCUGCCCUAUAUUAUUUAUGUCUUCUGGUGCAACCCCACCUUUUUAAGACUUG